CGCGCGCGUGCGUGCGUGAUGUCAGCGGACUGUGCACGCGCUGGAGUCGGCGCGCGGGUGCGCCUGGUUCGCAGCGAAAGGCUUCGCCGACGGUCGAAGUACCCGAGGCGCGCGGAGCCUUUUCGGGAUCAGCUGCGGGAUUUGUGGAUUCUUGUGGUCGCAACCUGUUCCGUGUGACAGAUGAGGCUAUGAGGACGAGCCCCAGCGAUGACUGAUGUGGAGCCCGUUGCGACGGAUUUCGCAUCGACGGGGAGGACCGGCCGGCGAAACGCCCUGCCGGACAUCCUGGGCUCCUCUGCGGGGGCCGGAGCCUCUGACCUUCCGCAGAAGCUGGCAGAACUGUCAGUCGGCGAUGACGGAGAUGCACCUGGGGAGGGCUCCUCCUUGUCAGACACCCCGAAGGGAUCUCCAGAGGGUGAGGAGAAGGCGGGGGACACGUAGCAGCCCAGAGGCACCUAGAGAGCCGCACCUCCGGGGAGACCUCGGGAAAGGACUCGAGGGGACCGUCCCCCCCCGGAAGCAUCGACCGCAAAACUGUAGCCUUGCUGUUCGGCUCUAUGCAACAUCGCCGCACCCGUAAUGGAAGAGGAGUUCUGGGUAACAGCAGGGUGCCGUCAUCCAGAGAAGCACUCUAUAUCUACAAAGUGGUUGCGGUUACCCAUAAUUCAGUCACGUGCGGGCACUAGGCCCUCUCUCCCACCUGCUCUUCAGCGCACAUGAUAAACUGGUUCAGAGUUUCGACCAUCCCGUGAAAUAUGCAGCUUUUUUUUUUUUUUUUUUUUUUCUUUUUUUAAAUUUGGACAAAAAUUUUUCUGUCUUUCUUUUCGGGUGUAACACAAUUAGCUUUUUCACAAAAUGUCUACAUUUAGUUGUAGCUGUGUAUAUUUCCGAGAAAAUCCGUUCCAUUUGGUGAUGUGAGUACCGCUUGUCGGAUUUUUGUGGUUAGUGCGCUACGGUAAGCCUAUAUUCUGUGCGUUUGGUACCGUUCUGUGUAUAUGAUAAACUGAUCAAUCGCAGGUGGACAGUGAUACAGGGUACUCUUUAUGUAAAAAGUGUCAUAGUUGUCCACUGUUUUGUGGAAGGAAGCAGUUUAGCCACCUUUGCUGCCAAUGAAGAUUUCUCCCUGUGUUCUGCUUUAUCUUCUCUGGUUGUCACGUGUCCAUUCAGUUACUGGGUCCAUGUCAUCUUGUCGAAGUCCUCUGUGAGAAUGGACACAAACCACUCACAGUACAGUAUAUGUUUAAAAGAAAUGUAAAAAAAAA
Messenger RNA from Scleropages formosus (Asian bonytongue), 1262 nucleotides. RefSeq names its product protein kinase (cAMP-dependent, catalytic) inhibitor beta (gene pkib). The transcript is spliced from 3 exons. Bases 208 to 441 code for a protein of 77 amino acids. Gene Ontology annotation, molecular function: cAMP-dependent protein kinase inhibitor activity. Gene Ontology annotation, biological process: negative regulation of protein kinase activity. Lineage: Eukaryota; Metazoa; Chordata; Actinopteri; Osteoglossiformes; Osteoglossidae. The record is from RefSeq and is a predicted model, not a curated record.